Messenger RNA from Anopheles marshallii, 1053 nucleotides. Its product is annotated as U5 small nuclear ribonucleoprotein 40 kDa protein. Gene Ontology annotation, cellular component: catalytic step 2 spliceosome. The transcript is spliced from 3 exons. Bases 1 to 1053 code for a protein of 350 amino acids. The record is from RefSeq and is a predicted model, not a curated record. Gene Ontology annotation, molecular function: protein binding; RNA binding. NCBI's taxonomy places the organism in Eukaryota, Metazoa, Arthropoda, Insecta, Diptera, Culicidae.
AUGAAUACCGCUGCAAUAAAACGUCCAUCGGACGCGUUAGUUCCGGUGACAAAUGCGAAGAAAUCACGUACAGAUAUAGUAGCGUACACGGCCAAAGACAAACAACUACUCGAACAGAAUGUUGAGCGUACAUCCGGAUUGUUGGGACCGAUUAUGCUCCUAGAAGGUCAUGGUGGGGAAAUAUUUUCCACAGAAUUUCAUCCGGAAGGAGAGCACCUAUUGUCUACCGGUUUUGAUCGGCAAAUCUUUCUAUGGAAAGUGUACGACGAAUGCGAUAAUGUCGGUGUGCUGAGUGGUCACUCGGGAGCAGUAAUGGAGGCACAUUUUUCACCGGACGGUUCCAACAUCUAUACGUGUGCCACGGACAAAGUGGUUGGCGUGUGGGACGUACCAACGUGCACCCGUAUACGCAAACUGAAGGGCCAUACACACUUCGUCAACAGCUGCUGUGGUGCGCGUCGCGGACCGACAUUGAUCGUUUCUGGAUCGGAUGAUGCGUCGAUCAAGAUUUGGGAUGCACGGAAAAGACACGUCGUCAGCACGUUCGAUAACACGUACCAGGUGACCGCGGUGUGUUUCAACGAUACAGCCGAGCAGGUUGUUUCGGGUGGGAUCGAUAAUGAGAUUAAGGUGUGGGAUAUUCGCAAAAAGGAGAUCGUAUAUCGUUUGCGGGGUCAUACGGACACGGUAACUGGUCUUUCACUAUCGCCCGAUGGUUCGUACGUGCUUAGCAACUCCAUGGACAACACUUUGCGCAUCUGGGACAUUCGUCCUUAUGUACCAGGCGAACGGUGUGUAAAGGUGUUUACGGGCCAUCAGCACAACUUCGAGAAGAAUUUGCUUCGUUGCGCUUGGUCGCCGGAUGGAUUGAAAAUUAGCGCCGGUUCGGCAGAUAGAUUCGUGUACAUAUGGGACACGACAUCGCGUCGCAUUCUGUACAAAUUGCCAGGACAUAAUGGUAGUGUUAAUGAUAUCGAUUUUCAUCCCACCGAACCAAUCAUUGUGUCGGGAUCGAGCGAUAAAACGUUGUAUCUCGGUGAGAUAGAAGCCUAA